UCGCAUAUCCAUUUAUCGCACGUCCAUAAUUAUAGAGUGUGAGUGAGUAUUUUGUUUUUGUUUUUAUGUUCUUUCAAUUCCAAGCUCUCUUGAAUGAAGAUUUCUACACUAUCUGCGUCGAUUUUGAAAACGAAUACUGAAUUAUCUGCCACUUUGUCGUGGGGAUUUCAACCAGUCAGGAAUUACCCAAAAAAGUGGGUCGCCUGUACAUAUUCCGCAGGCCCCGUGAGUGUUUGACUCCCUUCGGAUUAUCGGCAGGUUACUCGCUGACUUGUACUGGCCAUUUUCUAAAGUACGUUUUUUGUCUACGAGCGACAUUACUCGCCCCAAGUGUGUGUUUUUCUUUGAAACCAUGAACAGACCCCUUUUUGGGAGAAGAGCAAUUGCCGCGAUUGUUAGGGUUUAUCGAUACGCAAUAUAUUUGCCGCGCUCAGAUCAGAUCGCUUUUUCAUGUGCACCCACGUGACCCCGGGUUUGUUCCCACAAAAAUAUCAUCGACUAUUUCCCCAACAUAUAAGCGAUUGCCCGAACAUCAUGGCAAAGCAGGCAGAUGCUGAGGCUUCAGAUAUUAACAGCCCACUUACCAGAACGCUUUCGGUCGAUUUGAUCGCGCCGAAGUUAACAUCUCUUUUCCGUAAAAGAAAAAGAAGCCAUUCCAAUAUUUCCUCGCCAAACAGAUCUGCAGAAAACUCAGAGGACGAAAGCCAUGAUAACAGCGGCACGGAAGAAGGCUCACACAAAAGACGCAAAGUCAAAACCAAGGAAGAGGAGGAGUUAGAGGCCAGAGAAAAAGAAUUGGACGCUGAGCUUCCCGAAGAAUACCGCAAGUUCAGGCCCUUGGGCCACAAAUUCAACUUGCCUCCCACAGACAGACCGAUCCGUAUUUAUGCAGAUGGUGUUUUUGAUUUGUUCCAUUUAGGGCACAUGCGCCAAUUGGAGCAAGCCAAGAAAUCUUUCGAAAAUGUUGAGUUGGUGUGUGGUGUUCCAUCAGAUAAGGAAACACAAAAACGAAAAGGUUUGACGGUUCUCUCAGACAAACAUAGAGUCGAGACUUUAAAACACUGCAAGUGGGUGGAUGAAGUGAUUGCUGAUGCCCCAUGGUGUGUCACGCCCAGCUUUUUGAUAAAGAAUCGCAUUGAUUAUGUGGCCCAUGACGAUUUACCCUACGCCUCUGCGGACUCUGACGAUAUCUACAAGCCUAUCAAAGAGCGUGGUAUGUUCUUGACCACACAAAGAACGGAAGGAAUCUCGACCUCUGAUAUCAUCACCAAGAUUAUUCGUGACUAUGACAAGUACCUCAUGAGGAAUUUUGCCAGAGGCGCAACCAGAAAAGAGUUGAAUGUAAGCUGGUUCAAAAAAAACGAGUUGGACUUCAAGAAACACAUCAGCGACUUCAGAACUUACUGGAUGAGAAACAGAAACAGUUUCAACAACGUUUCGAAAGACUUAUACGUGGAGGUACGUGAGUACUUGCGGGGGAGGAAGAGCGAAAACUUACACUCCGGCAAUAGCAGUCUUACGCUUGCUAGUGACACUGAUGAUGCCUCGCGUCCUUCGAGCCCAUUGACCGAGUUUGCCUCAAAGUAUAUUGGCAACAAGAACGAUAAGCCUCUCCGAUCCAUAUUGGGCAACUUUAAGGAUUGGAUUGGUCGUGAUGAUUCCCACGAUGAGGAUUCGGCAGGAGACGAGCCUAAGCGUAUCACUCGCUCUCGUUCUGCCCCCGGCACCCCCAAGAACGGGAUGAAGGAAGACGACCUGAAAUCAACACACAAGGCAAACAAAAAGCCAAAGAAACGGAAAGAGUAUUAGAAACUUCAAGCGACGAUUGUUUUGAUGAAUGAUGUGAACUAUUAAAGAAUGGGCUUUGCUCUUUUCUCAGUGAGAAAACGGAAAACGGACAACAGGCAAAUACAUACUUACAAAGGCGAGGAACGGGG
Metschnikowia bicuspidata var. bicuspidata NRRL YB-4993 is the source of this 1937-nucleotide messenger RNA. It is a transcript of the gene PCT1, whose product is annotated as choline-phosphate cytidylyltransferase. Gene Ontology annotation, cellular component: nuclear envelope. Lineage: Eukaryota; Fungi; Ascomycota; Pichiomycetes; Serinales; Metschnikowiaceae. Gene Ontology annotation, biological process: CDP-choline pathway. The transcript has a single exon. The record is from RefSeq and is a predicted model, not a curated record. Bases 451 to 1809 code for a protein of 452 amino acids. Gene Ontology annotation, molecular function: choline-phosphate cytidylyltransferase activity; phosphatidylcholine binding.